ACGACCACCGCCGGCUCAGAUCCCGACGACACCAAAACCUACAAGGCUGCGCACCUAAACCGUUGUUUUUUGCAGCUUCAACUAUUUUUCUCUUUAUUAAGGAACAAACACCUGUUCCCCCCUCUACGAUCCGGAAGGUCCACACCACUUUACACACCACAGACCACCCCGCACAACCCGCAAACAUGAAGGUUCUCAGCAAAGAAGAGGAGGCCGAGCACUACAGCGUCGUCGUCAAGGCCGGUCUCAUCGGCGGCACGGCCGGCCUGGCCGUCGGUCUCGGCGGCGUCCUCUUCGCAAGCAAGCGCUACCCGUCCUUCCGCCAACUCACCCUGCCGUUCCGCUCCUUCCUCGUUACCUCGUCCGCGACCUUUGGCGCCAUCGUCCACGCCGACCGCGAGUCCAUUCGCUUCGGCAAGGAGAAGGACCCCAUGUACGGCUACAAGGACGCGACAGCGCGCGCCAUCGCCGAGGCGAAAGCCAACGAGACGGAGAUGCAGAAGCUCAAGGAGUGGGGCCGCGAGAACCGGUACUCCAUCGUCUUUGCGUCGUGGCUCGCGUCCAUGGGUGUCGCGCUCGCCAUCGUCGGCAAGGAUAAGUAUCUCACCGGCGCGCAGAAGCUCGUCCAAGCGCGUGUCUACGCGCAGGCCCUCGCGGUCGUCAUGCUUGUCGUGACCGCCGCCUUUGAGAUGCAGGACGCCAAGACGGGCGCCGGCCGCUGGGAGACGGUCAUGAUCAUCGACCCCGAGGACCCGGAGCACAAGCACCUCAUCGAGAAGAAGAUUCACAAGGAGGAGUACGAGGGUCAGGACUUGUGGAAGGAUAUGGUUGCUGCCGAGGAGCGGCGCAUCGCUGCCCGCAAGGCUUCCGAGCAGAAGUAAAUAUUUCUAGGAGCAUCACUCGACUUAUCACCCAUACAUCCAUCUAUUCUAUGGAACCCCAUACAGGGUUUCCUGUACGAACUAUUUCCUAUGUCAUUCGCGAAGCAAGGUUUCCCACGGAGCAGGGAGACGAUCAGCUUGGCGGAUUGAUUUCAUCUCUUGCAUUGCCGGCGUUAUUUUUACACAGAGGGAGAAAAGUGUUGGUGACCGGGCCACGGCCUUUGCCAUUCAACAUCCAUUGAUGAUUGUUCGAAUGUCGCUAUGAGAGAGUGACAUUGGCAAGCAAGAAACUAGAUGUCCUGAUAUAUCAAUCUGGGGGUUCAGCAAGUCUUUGCCAAAAUACAAUUCCUACUUAAUUCACGUCUUGGUUGCAGUUCCCAAACUAGUUCCCCCGUGUCAGCAUGUAUAGAACGAUGGCGAGUAUUUCUAUCGCGUUGGGAGGAAUCAG
Molecule: messenger RNA, 1329 nt
Organism: Colletotrichum acutatum
Lineage: Eukaryota; Fungi; Ascomycota; Sordariomycetes; Glomerellales; Glomerellaceae
Exons: 2
Coding region: 186-881 (231 amino acids)
Biological process (GO): mitochondrial respiratory chain complex IV assembly
Cellular component (GO): mitochondrial inner membrane
Source: RefSeq, a predicted model, not a curated record